AUGUCUCCUCCCACUACGGCUUCUUCGCCCUUCUCUCACGCGGCUAGCCUAGCCCACUACGAGACCAAGAACUCGUUCGAGCUCAUGGUCAUGGCGAAGCUACGUUGUAUUUCUGAUGCUGGUGAGAACCAGGAGAUUAUCGCGCGGCUGAUGGCGCAGGAUAGGGAGAAUGGGACUUGGCCUGGGAAGCACGAGGAGCCUGGGGCGGCUGCUGCGACGAAGACCGAUGGCGCGGCUGAGAUGAAGGAUGGGGAUGAGGUGGGUUUGGCGCCAGUUAUGGGGGUUUUGGUGAAGGAAGAGAUGACGCCUGGGCCUGGAGUUGGUGGUGAGCGAAGGGCAGAUCACGUGCCGGAGGCGGUUGUCUCCGAAGACAGACGCGCUCGUGCUGCGACUGCUAGCACCACUGCUACUAGCACGAGGAGCAGAAGCUCAAUUAUCCCCUUGUCACAACUGGCAAAAGAAUGGGAUCAGGAUUGGGGCGCACCUUUCGCUUUCCCUCUCGCUGCUACCACCGGCUCGAAACCCCAAGACAAACCCGUGACUCCUACUGAGUCUGUCUCCAGUGGCUCAAAGUCACCCGCCACACCCGCCUCUCCCUGCUCGCAAGUCUCUCCCGUCUCACAAGCCUCUCCUGUCUCGCAAGCCUCUCGCGCAUCUCUGGCAACUCCUGCCUCGUCCCCUCCCACCAUCCCGGCUUCGUUGAAAUCGAAUCCGUAUAACCUCCUCAUGGGGAAUGAGCAGGACAAUGGAGAAGGAGAAGAAGAAGAGGAGGAGGAGGAGGAGAGCGAGAACGAGGGGCUCAUCACCCCCCUGAAGAUGUGCACGGGGAAGGCGAGGGCUGCCACAGUGUCUACGGGGGCUGAGGUCACGUAUGCGGCAACGUCCAGUAAGGAUACUGCCGCUGCUCUUACGGAACAGCGUGAGAAGGUCCCGGCUCCCGAUUCGUUGGCCAGUUCCGAGCCGUCUGCUGAGGUUAUGUCGGUGCCUGGGGUCGGUCUGCUUCCUGAGUCUCCUGUUGUUGUGAGGGACUUUGGUGCUAUGGUUUCGAAUUCGCCCUCGUCAUCGCGGUCACUCGAAGAAGCAGCCCACAAGUCCGACGUGGCCGCCUUCUACAACAUGCCUUCCCCCUCGCCCGUUCGACCAGCGACAUCAACGAAGACCACGCCCGUACAGGUCUUCGUGAGCGCUCCUCCAUCGCCGCCGUCAUCGCCACCACAGUAUACUCAUACUGUUCCGUCGUCUUCCGCGCCCACCAAAACGACUCACCAGCCGCGCAACGAGAAGCGCAAACAAGACCAGGCUGUUGUGUCGUCGAAUAUGUGGGACGUGCUGGCCGCUGACGACUCCGUCGACGCCGAUGACCCCGCUUCUACUCCUGUUGCUGUUGACACUGAUGACAAUAACGAGGUUGAUAGUGAGGACGAGGCUCCACAAGCUCGGCAGGCGCAAAAGAAGAAGAACAGGAGGCGCGGAAAGAAAGGUGGAAAGAAGGUGCAGGCGAUGAAGCAGAAGGUGGAGCAGGCUGUGGAGGUUCCUGUUGUUAUCCAGCAGAUCAAGACGGUGGUGAAGCCGAAGCCGAAGCCGAAGCAGAUGAAGAUGGAGAUGUUGCAGGCGUUAGGUGUCACGGCUAUUGUCAUGGUUCUUGUUGCGCUUUUGGGUGCUCGCGUUCUAGCAUAG
Molecule: messenger RNA, 1677 nt
Organism: Alternaria novae-zelandiae
Lineage: Eukaryota; Fungi; Ascomycota; Dothideomycetes; Pleosporales; Pleosporaceae
Exons: 1
Coding region: 1-1677 (558 amino acids)
Source: RefSeq, a predicted model, not a curated record